This is a messenger RNA of Yamadazyma tenuis ATCC 10573, 561 nucleotides long. It is a transcript of the gene IMP1, whose product is annotated as endopeptidase catalytic subunit. Gene Ontology annotation, cellular component: mitochondrial inner membrane peptidase complex; membrane. Gene Ontology annotation, molecular function: serine-type endopeptidase activity. NCBI's taxonomy places the organism in Eukaryota, Fungi, Ascomycota, Pichiomycetes, Serinales, Debaryomycetaceae. The record is from RefSeq and is a predicted model, not a curated record.
AUGCAAAAAGUUCGGUUUGUGGCCACCACCCUCUCGUGGACCCUACGAGCUGGCUGUGUCGCCCACUUCCUCCAUGAAUACGUCUACGAGUUCACCGAGACACGCGGAGAGUCGAUGCUUCCUACUCUUCAAGCUCAACACGAUUACGUCCACGCAUUGAAAGGAUACCGGUACGGACGAAAUCUUGAUAUAGGUGAUUGUAUUGUCGCCACAAAGCCGUCAGAACCUACCCAACGUGUGUGUAAGCGUAUCACUGGUAUGCCUGGUGACAUCGUGUUGGUGGACCCGUCAUCGUCGUCGCCGCUUACCAAUACUCCAAAUGAGGUGAUCCUCCACGAUGGAUUCAACAAGUACAUAAAAGUCCCCGACGGUCACGUGUGGGUGACUGGUGAUAACUUAUGCCAUUCGCUCGACUCACGGUCAUACUCGUCGUUGCCGAUGGCACUCAUCAAGGGGAAGAUCGUGGCGGCCAACUCGAUGGAUAAAGGUUUCAUCGAUGCCGCCGGUCGUUUAAGGUUUUGGAACUUCCGAUGGAUAACCAACACUUUUGAAAAUGACUAG